UCAAGCAUAUUUCUCGACCGAGAAAUAAGAAAACCAACUCUCUUCUCUGCAACGGUAACGGGCGACGCUGCGACUCCUUCACUCUCUUCUUCUUUUCUUCUCUUGGAAACACACACUCUCUCUCCGGUACCCUUCACUGCCUUCCAAUCUCCUUCUUUUACCCUCUUCGUGCACCGCCUCACAACACCAUCCAAUCAAGCCACUUUCCACUGUCAAGCCGCCUACUUGGUUGGCCUAGCACCACCGCACUCCGGUACUUUGAAAGGCUCUCUUGCUAUGGGUGUUGAAGACAGCAUGAAAGUAGAUGUUGGGGAAGAAGAAGAAGAGGAAGAAGAAGAAGAGGGACAAGAGGAAGAAGAAGAAGGAGGAGAAGAAGAGGACAAUGAUGAUGAAGGGGAGUAUACUUUCAGAUUUAAAGAUGGGAUAAAUCCCUUGGACUUUGUGGAAGAUGAUGCUGAUUCUGGUGUCCAACCAUAUGAGCAAUUCGAGCGCCUUGAGUAUGAAGCUCUGGCUGAGAAAAAACGAAAAUCACUUGCCAAUAGUCAACGUGAAGAAAAUUCAAAGAAGGCCAGGCAAGAAGAUAUAUCUGGAGCAAUCAUAGAUGAAAUAAUGGAAGCCAUGAACUAUGGCAUUCGAAGGAAAUCAAGGAAGCCUAAGAAAAGAGGUAGGCGGAAAGGGUCAAAGAAUAAACUCAGCCCUGAAAUUACAAGAAUGCUUGGAGAUGCCACUCUUCAUUAUGCACAUGGUUGUUUUGAAGAGGCCAAAUCAGUGUUGCAUGAAGUUAUUAGGCUAGCACCAAAUUUGCCUGACCCGUAUCACACCCUUGGACUUGUCCAUAAUGCACUUGGUGAUGAUAAGAAAGCCUCAAAUUUCUACAUGAUUUCUGCGCAUUUGAAACCAAAAAAUUCAUCCCUGUGGAAGCGGCUUCUUACCUGGUCCAUUGAACAAGGAAACAUUGGUCAAGCUAAUUAUUGCCUUUCUAAAGCAAUAACGGCGGAUCCUAAGGAUAUUACUCUAAGAUCUCAUCGUGCAUCAAUCCAUGUUGCGCUUGGAGAUUAUCAAAAAGCUGCAGAGUCAUAUGAACAAAUAUAUCAACUUAAUCUUGAUAACAUUGAAGCACUCAAGAAGGGGGCGAAGUUGUACCAGAAAUGUGGUCAGCUUGAACAUUCUGUCCGCAUUCUUGAGGAUUAUGUUAAAAGUCAUCCAAGUGAAGCUGAUUUGAGUGUGAUUGAUCUGCUAGCUGGCAUAUUCAUGGAAUGUAAUUCCCACGAAAAAGCUCUCCAACUUAUUGAGCAUGCAAACCUAACCUACUAUUCAGGAAAAGAGCCGCCUUUGAAUUUGACAGUAAAAGAAGGAAUCUGUCAUGUUCACCUUAAAAAUUUGGAGAAGGCAGAGGCUCUCUUCUGUGUUUUGCUGCAAAAAAGCAUAAAUGAUCAUGCUGACUUGAUCACUGAAGCUGCAGACUCAUUGAUGAAUCUUGAACAUUAUAACUCUGCAUUGAAGUACUAUCUGAUGUUGGAAGGAAGUGCUGAAGGUGACAAUGGUUUCUUAUAUCUGAAAAUUGCUCAGUGUUACUCAUCCUUGAAAGAAAGAUUGCAAGCGAUUCUCUUCUUGUACAAAGCUCUACAAAUGCUUGAGGAUAAUGUCAAUGCCAGAUUAACUCUUUCUUCCCUCCUCCUGGAAGAAUCUAAAGAAGAUGAAGCAAUAUUGUUGCUUACUCCAAAAAAUUUAGACUCUAUCAACCUACCUCCUGAAAAAUCUAAACCAUGGUGGCUGAAUGAAAAGGUGAAAUUGAAGCUUGCUCACAUAUAUAGAGCUAAAGGGAUGCUUGAGGACUUUGUGGAUGCAGUCUUCCCUUUAGUUCGUGAGUCAUUAUAUGUUGAAACUCUUCAUCCUAAGGUUAAAGUGAAAAAGAGACUCUCAAGAAAAGUUCUGUUUGAAAGAGUAAGAGUACUGGACGAUCAAGAAACGGAGAAUGUAUUUUGUGGAUUUAGACCUGUCGCUGCCUCGUCGGAUCUGUCAAAAGCUGCCAGAGCAAGGCGGUUACUUCAGAAGAAGGCAACAUUAAGGGAAAAAAAGAGAGCCGAGGCACUGGCUUCAGGGGCUGAUUGGCAAAGUGAUGAUUCUGGGGAUGAUGAGUCUCCGCAAGAAGUGCUCCGAGAACCUCCCUUGCCUGAUCUUCUGAAAGAUGAAGAGCAUCAUCGCCUUAUAAUAGAUUUGUGUAAAUCAUUGGCUUCCUUGCGAAGAUACUGGGAAGCAUUGGAGAUUAUUAACCUCACUUUAAGAUUGGCUCAUAACAUGCUGUCUGCAGAGAAGAAAGAGGAGCUUCGAUCUCUUGGAGCUCAGAUAGCAUACAACACCACAGAUCCUAAGCAUGGAUUUGACUGUGUAAAAUACAUUGUUCAGCAGCAUCCUUACAGCCUUGCUGCCUGGAAUUGCUAUUACAAAGUAAUUUCAAGACUGGAGAAUCGGGAUUCAAGGCAUUUUAAAUUUCUACGUGGUAUGCUUGGUAAACUCCAAGAUUGUGUACCACCCAUUAUCAUCUAUGGACAUCAGUUUACCAUGGCCAGCAAUCAUCAGCAUGCUUCAAGUAAAUACCUUGAAGCUUAUAAACUGCUGCCAGAGAAUCCAUUGGUUAAUCUUUGUGUUGGAACUUCCUUGAUUAAUUUAGCACUAGGAUUCAGACUUCAAAACAAGCACCAGUGUCUUGCGCAAGGCUUGGCUUUCCUCUACAACAACUUACAUCUUUGUGAAAACAGCCAGGAAGCGUUAUAUAACAUAGCCAGGGCGUAUCAUCAUGUUGGCCUUGUAACUCUUGCUGCCUUAUAUUACGAGAAAGUGCUUGCAACUCAUGAGAAAGAUUACCCCAUACCAAAGCUUCCCUGUGAGGAUCCAGACAUUGUGGAAAAUCGGAAGCCGGGAUAUUGCGACCUCCGCAGAGAAGCAGCUUAUAACCUGCAUCUGAUCUACAAAAAGAGCGGAGCAUUUGAUCUUGCUAGGCAAGUCUUGAAAGAUCAUUGCACCAUUUGAGUAUACAUCUCCCAUUUACUAACUAUUAGCUAGCAUGAACAACACUUUGUCUUAUUUGUAGAUUUACUUGUAUAAAUUAAUUAGCUUAUAAUAUGAUGGAUGCACUUUGAUUGUUGGAAUUAAAGAAUAUUUUAUAUA
Molecule: messenger RNA, 3168 nt
Organism: Juglans microcarpa x Juglans regia
Lineage: Eukaryota; Viridiplantae; Streptophyta; Magnoliopsida; Fagales; Juglandaceae
Product: general transcription factor 3C polypeptide 3
Exons: 19
Coding region: 277-3030 (917 amino acids)
Biological process (GO): transcription by RNA polymerase III
Cellular component (GO): transcription factor TFIIIC complex
Molecular function (GO): protein binding
Source: RefSeq, a predicted model, not a curated record